Messenger RNA from Salvelinus namaycush (lake trout), 1452 nucleotides. Its product is annotated as trichohyalin-like. NCBI's taxonomy places the organism in Eukaryota, Metazoa, Chordata, Actinopteri, Salmoniformes, Salmonidae. The transcript is spliced from 4 exons. The coding region runs from base 1 to 825 and encodes 274 amino acids. The record is from RefSeq and is a predicted model, not a curated record.
AUGGAACGUGUGGUGGAGAUGGCAAAUAACGGUGGUUUCUCCCUCGCCGGCCCCUCCACCACUCCCCGCAAGCGACAGGUGCGAUUCUCCGCCCGCCACGACAUCCUGCUGCUCCGUGAGGUCAUUGCUCAGAACCCGUUCUGUUCCAAGGAGUCGGGUCGUAUCUGGGCCCGUGUCGGGGAGAUCAUCACUGCUGCCCUGCAGGACGAGAGUUUCGAGGUGGACGCCCGGCGUUGCAGGGAGAGGACCAUGCUGCUGCUGGACUACUACAAGAAGCAGGACUUCCCCAGCCUACGCAGGUUUGGGACAGAGAGGCUGUAUGCCCAGAAAGAAGACCUACUCCACGAGGUGUUGGAGCUGGAGGCAGAGAAGGGUCUUCUGGCCAGCGGGGAGAGUAAGUACCAGGAUGAGGAACUCAGGAAACGAGCGUUGGAAGAGCUGGCUAGUCUACCAGAGCAGGACAAACCCAUCAUUAUCGCCACACAAACAGGACAACCCAAAGAGCCCGAGGAGCAGCAGGAGGACCUGGCGGAGCUCUCGCUAGUCUCGGCGGCGCCCAUGGCCAAGCAGCCUUGCCAAUGCUGCUGCCAGACCUACUCAGAGAUCCUCAGCUUCCUGGAGAAGCGCUCGGAGGCGGAACAACGAUUGCGGGAGGAGGAGCUAUUGCUGAGGAGGGAGGAGCUAGAGAUCCAGAGGAGUAAGAUCACUCUGGAGAGAGAGAGGCUGGGGGCGGAGAGGAAGGAGAGGGAGAGGAGGUUCGAGCUGGAGAGCCAGGAAAGACAGGUCAUAUUGGACCUGCUAAAGGAGAAGGUGCUCAAAGGAUGAGAGGAUUGGUGUGGUGGUGGAGGGGGGCAGGUGAGGGGCUAAAGGAACCCUACGUGUAUGGUGUGGACAUAACAUUAAGAUGUUGGGAGGGUGGUACUACCUCUGAAUCGCACCCUCUGCCCCUUGUUCUACGCUAAUGGCCUUAGUGAAGGAAUCUGCUGUGACACCCAUAUCCAAGUGUGGAGAAUCAUGCCUAGCAUUGAGCUAAGCUGGAUGACCGCGUUCCACAAGAACAGUGACAAAAAAUAGGUAGCACAUCCUCACACUGUACAUACCCACACAUUAUCUUAUUAAACAAAUCCGUUGGUGAUAGAUUAAAGCUUUUCAUCAAAUUACAUUUUUAUAGUGAAAAGACAAAAUUGCCAACAAUUCUCCCAAUGUCAAUUAACUCUUUAGUCAAUUCUGACUUUGUGGUCAUUAUUAUAAAGCUGUUCCUGCUGAGAAUUCAAGAAAGUACUUUUACGUAACCUCCUAAUGAUAUGGGAUGGCUGCAAGCAAUUUUGAAACUGUAUUUGUUAAAUUGAGAAAAUAGUAUACAAAAGUUUAAUUAGGCUAGUUAGAUUUCUAGGAAAUAUGACAAAGUUGUGUAACAAUUUUUUAUUUUAUUUGUAUUGUAUUAAAUUAUAC